Hevea brasiliensis (rubber tree) is the source of this 883-nucleotide messenger RNA. Its product is annotated as mitochondrial pyruvate carrier 1. Bases 169 to 501 code for a protein of 110 amino acids. Gene Ontology annotation, cellular component: mitochondrial inner membrane. NCBI's taxonomy places the organism in Eukaryota, Viridiplantae, Streptophyta, Magnoliopsida, Malpighiales, Euphorbiaceae. The record is from RefSeq and is a predicted model, not a curated record. Gene Ontology annotation, biological process: pyruvate import into mitochondria. The transcript has 5 exons.
AAUAGCAAUCGAACGAUUACUGCUUUCUCUGGACUCGACCUCACCUAAUCACAGAUUCCAAAGCACAUUUUGCUUCCAGCUCGGCCCAACCACCAAAUUGUCCCCCAGUCCUCCCUUUCUCUCUCCGAUACCAAAUUCUCCGGCGAUCUACGGUCAGAGGUGUUCAGUAUGGCGUCAUUCAGAGCAUUCUUGAACAGUCCAGUUGGUCCAAAAACAACUCAUUUCUGGGGACCUGUUGCCAACUGGGGAUUUGUUGUUGCUGGCUUGGUGGACAUGAACAAACCCCCCGAAAUGAUUUCAGGAAAUAUGACAGGAGCUAUGUGUAUAUAUUCAGCAUUGUUCAUGAGGUUUGCAUGGAUGGUGCAACCUCGCAACUAUCUACUUCUUGCAUGUCAUGCUUCAAACGAGACUGUGCAACUCUAUCAACUAUCCCGUUGGGCAAAGGGUCAGGGGUACCUAUCAUCGGAGACACAGAAAAAAGAGAAAGCCUCAUCAGAGUAACUCCAUGCUGCUUCUUUUGCUGCCCUGUUUUGCUGGGAUUCUUAUUUUGAUUUGGUGGUUAAACUGAUGUUAAUUUCGUUGGUUACUUUACUAGUAUUUCAUUGUACUAUAAUAGCCAUGCAGCGGAUAAUGAAGUGAAGCUUGGCAUUUGAGAUAUGAAGCACCGGUUCUUACAUAAUGGUAUGUGAAAUAAGUGAACCGGAGAGAAUGGAACUUGAAUCUGCAACUCACUAGCCAUUGAGGGUUCAUUUCUCUUGCCGAGAAAUUUUAAGGUGUCUGGAAUGCGGGGCUCAAAUAAUAUUUUUUGUUGUUCGAACGGGGAUCAAAUAAUACUUCAUCGUUUUUUGCAUUAUUAAAGAUAUAUGUUGCGUUAUUAUUUAAA